This is a messenger RNA of Teleopsis dalmanni, 2978 nucleotides long. Its product is annotated as sodium-independent sulfate anion transporter-like. The record is from RefSeq and is a predicted model, not a curated record. Gene Ontology annotation, molecular function: sulfate transmembrane transporter activity. Gene Ontology annotation, cellular component: membrane. The transcript is spliced from 5 exons. Gene Ontology annotation, biological process: transmembrane transport. Bases 682 to 2670 code for a protein of 662 amino acids. NCBI's taxonomy places the organism in Eukaryota, Metazoa, Arthropoda, Insecta, Diptera, Diopsidae.
AAAUAUUUUGUAUUUAGUCACUUUGAGCGGCUGUAGUUUAAAUAUUUGAUCAGUAUGAAUUGAGUUAACUGCCAUCUGUGAGAUGACAGAAUUUGUUUAGAAUAGAAAAAACUUGAAUAUUUUGGGUGUCACUUUAGUAGGUGCAAGAUUGAAUAACUGCUGACUAUUAGUAAAUCGAUAUCUAUCAUCGCUACGCAGCUGUUGGUAUUUCUCAAAUUACUGAACAAUAAUUGCAAAAUUUAUUUGUAAAUAAAGUUAAUUGGUCCAUAAUUUUCCGUGAUCAUAGUGUAGAUACGCAACAAAGUUGGAGCAAAAUAAAUUUAUCCAAAUUUAUUGAGUAAAUAAUAAGCGACAUCGCGUUGUCAUUCAAGAUCAGCGGACAAAAGCGUAUAUGAAAAGAGUCAACCAGAAUUUGUUUUAUAUUUUAAUUUUAUCUUAACAUAAUAAAUCAUGUCAAAAUAAAUACGAAAGGUGCUAUAACACCUAAUGUAGAUGAAGAUAUCAAAAGUACGUAGACAGUGGUACAGUUUUCUCGUCUGCCAUUUUCGUUAUUUUCUAACGAGAUCGAAGUGUUAGCGGACGUGUCGCACAUUUAUUCUCAAAUAAAAUACAAAGAAUCUCAUAAAUAGUAUAUAGAAGUGUGGGUGCAAUAUUAUUAAAUGUACUAAGAAUCAGAACAACAUGUCUACAUUAGAGAACCAAGCACCUUUUCGGAAAACUUCAAGAAUAGAAGAACCAGUGGAGUCUCAAUUCAAUGGAUCCACUGAAUUUAUAUUGAUAACGGAUCAUCAAACAACAUUGCAUAAAAGUUUAGAACAACUAGAAACAAAAACCGAAACCAGCUGUUGCAAAGCAUACGUCAAAAAUGUUUUCCGCAAAAAAACUUUGUAUAAACGAUUUCCUAUUUUGCAAUGGCUACCAAAUUACACAACUACCGACGCAAUCGGAGAUCUGAUAGCGGGAAUAACAGUAGGGCUGACAGUUAUCCCGCAGGGAUUAGCUUACGCUGGAGUUGCAGGCUUACCAUCAGAGUAUGGACUCUAUGGAUCUUUUAUGGGCUGUUUUGUAUAUGUUUUGCUUGGCACUUGUAAGGACUCCACCAUUGGCUCUACUGCGAUAGCUUCCUUGCUUGUUUAUCAAAUCGCACAAGGAGUUUGGCAACGAGCAGUGUUACUCACAUUCAUUACUGGCAUUAUAGAAAUUUUUAUGGCUAUAUUUAAGUUGGGAUUUCUUGUAGAAUUCGUGUCGGGACCAGUAAGUGCUGGUUUUACAAGUGCAGUGGCUUUAAUAAUAAGCACAUCACAAAUUAAGAGCAUGCUAGGUGUUAAAAGUGGAGGCACUACAUUUCUUGAGCGCUGGAUAACUAUUAUAAGAAACAUUCGUAAUAUUCGAGUUCCUGAUACGUUGCUUGGCAUUAGCUGCGUUCUGAUAUUAAUUGUGAUGCGUUCUAUCGGUCGAAUUAAAAUGGCGCCUAAGGUGUUGAAAUGGUACCAUAAGUUCAUAAAUAAAUCGCUAUGGUUCCUGGGUGUAACACGUAACGCAUCAUUAGUUAUUCUUUGUACUGUAAUUGUUUCUAAAUUAGAAAAAGAAAACAAUCAUUACUUUCGUUUGACUGGCCAUGUGCCAUUGGGCUUGCCUGAGUUUGGUUUACCACCAUUCUCUAUUAAUUCUGUACCUGCGAAUGUUACCUUUGAAAAUGAAGAAGUCAAGGGCGAAACAUUUAUGGAAAUGAUUAAUAGUUUAGGUUACGGUCUAAUUAUUGUACCACUAAUUGCGUUACUAGAAAACAUUGCUGUUUGUAAAGCUUUUGCAAAGGGAAAGCCUAUUGACGCUACCCAGGAAUUAUUUGCGAUUGGUGUAUCUAAUAUUGCGAAUUCACUUUGUAAAGGAUACCGUGCGAACGGUGGUUUGGCACGAUCAGCUGUAAAUAAUGCCAGUGGUGUACGCACUCCCAUGGGAAACCUAUACAUAGGACUUGUUGUAGUUGUAGCACUAAUGUAUUUAACCGAAUACUUUUAUUACAUUCCAAAAGCAGUGCUUGCCGCUAUUAUUAUAUCAGCAGUUAUUUUCCAACUACAAUAUCAUGUUAUCGUGCCAAUGUGGCGGAGCAAGCGUUCUGAUCUGAUUCCGGGUUUCGUGGCCUUCAUAGCUUGUUUAGUUUUGCCGUUGGAAAUUGGCAUUUUAGUUGCUAUCGGCGUAAAUUUGCUGUUUAUUCUGUACCAUUCGGCUAGACCUAAGGUGUCACUGGAAACAUUAGAAACCAAUGAUGGCUUGAAAUUUUUGAAACUGACACCUGAUCGGUGUCUUAUAUUUCCAUCAGUUGAAAGUGUGCGUAAUCUUGUUAUUAAAUCCGGUAUAAAGACAACAUUACCCGUUGUUAUUGACUGUACUUAUAUUUAUGGAGCUGAUUUUACCGCUGCCAAGGUAAUCUCUUCAAUGAUUGAAGACUUCAAUAAACGUGAUCAAAAAAUAAUUUUCUUUAACUUGAAACCAAGUGUGGUUCAGAUUUUUGAAGGCCUCAAUACGAAGUUGAAGCUAUGUUAUAAUAUACAUGCACUAUCGCAAGAACUUAAAGCAGGAACGGAACCUAUUAACUUACCCGAAACAAUUGUAAUUGAAGGCGAAACAACAAGUCCGUGCAACGGUGGGAUUGAUUUAACCAAACUGUAAUAAUUUAGUAAUUGCGUAAAAGAAUAGAUAUUAAUAAUAAUACAGUAUAUAUGCAUGUAUUAUAAAUUAUUUAUUAUUUCAAAUUUCGAAGAUAUUGCGCAUAAUUGGUAAAAUAACAAGCGUUAGUAAAAUACAAAAAUAACGACAACUAUUGAUAAAUAGGAAAAAGAAUGCAACUUUUGCUUUAAUGAUGUGAAGGACAUAUUGCAUUUAAUUUCAGAGUUAUUGAUUACAACGUUGUUAAAUAAAUAAUACUGUAACACUGUAAAUAAAGCGCACCUUAAAACUGACAAUACAUAUUUUGUACA